UUUUACAAUUUUUUUUUUUAAAACCACUCAUGUAACAGCCUGCAAACUUGUGAACAAAUUUAAAGAGAUAGUAGAAAAUUUUCAUCAUUGACUCACCCUCAAAUUGUUCCAAACCUAUAUGAAUUUCUUUUAUAUUCUGAAGAAUGAUAGACAUUGACUUCAAUAGUAAUUUUUUCCAUACUCACUCAGGUUUAUUCACUUGACUUGAGGAUGAAUAAAUGAUGACAAAAGUUUAUGGAAAACACUUUUUGUGUGAAAUGAAAUCUCUUUAAACUGUCACCUUUUAAAUGUUUUCCCACCUAAUUUUAGAAGCCCUGAGAAAUUUGCAACAAUGUACACCUGGAAAAGAUACACACUUGUUGUUGCUUAAUAAUCAUAUCAACCUGCAUCAGCACUGAUAUUACUGAGAACUCAACACAUGUCUCUAAAUUUAUAAAAGCAGUUCUCUCUGAAAGAGACUUACAGUAAAGAUCAUUCCCAGAACAGGAGAACAUGAGACUCUAUCUAGCAGUCUUUGCGCUCUUGGCAGCAGUUCACUGCGAGGAGCUCUUUAAUGGAGACCAAGUUCUCAGAAUCCAUGCUGAAUCUGAAAGCCACAUUCAUGCUUUGAAGGAGCUGGAAGAGGACGUGGAAUUUGACCUGGAUUUCUGGACUCAUGGCUUCUCAACUGAACGGCCUGUUGACAUCCAUGUGCCUCAUUCCAGUCUGUAUGCUGUCAAGGACUUCCUCAAGAAAAACAACAUCCCUUUCACUGUCAUAAUCAACAAUGUGCAGUUCAGUACAGGUGGGGUGAGUCGACCAGCGAUCUGGGUUGAUGCUGGAAUCCACUCCAGGCUUCUGCUGUGUGGAUCGCCAACAAGAUUGCUUCAGACUAUGGCGUUGAUCCCUCCGUGACCUCUGUCCUUGGUCAAAUGGAUAUCUACUUGAUGAUUGUGACUAACUGAUGGAUAUGUUUUUACUCACACAAAUGUAGGUCACGUGCUGUUCAACUAACUUGUUGGUGGCGUUUUGUUUUGGUAGAUAUCCAGACUCC
Messenger RNA from Cyprinus carpio (common carp), 1033 nucleotides. RefSeq names its product carboxypeptidase A2-like. NCBI's taxonomy places the organism in Eukaryota, Metazoa, Chordata, Actinopteri, Cypriniformes, Cyprinidae. The record is from RefSeq and is a predicted model, not a curated record.